AUGACAAAGUUGAGCCUGUAUUCUGUAUCCGAAACCCCACCCAGUGCCAUCAAGUUGUGGGUACAAACCCCACCCAGUGUCAUCAAGUUGUGGGUACAAACCCCACCCAGUGUCAUCAAGUUGUGGGUACAAACCCCACCCAGUGUCAUCAAGUUGUGGGUACAAACCCCGCCCAGUGUCAUCAAGUUGUGGGUACAAAUCCCACCCAGUGUCAUCAGGUUGUGGAUACAAACCCCACCCAGUGUCAUCAAGUUGUGGGUACAAACCCCACCCAGUGUCAUCAAGUUGUGGGUACAAACCCCACCCAGUGUCAUCAAGUUGUGGGUACAAACCCCGCCCAGUGUCAUCAAGUUGUGGGUACAAAUCCCACCCAGUGUCAUCAGGUUGUGGAUACAAACCCCACCCAGUGUCAUCAGGUUGUGGGUACAAACCCCACCCAGUGUCAUCAGGUUGUGGAUACAAACCCCACCCAGUGUCAUCAGGUUGUGGGUACAAAUCCCACUCAGUGUCAUCAGGUUGUGGAUACAAACCCCACCCAGUGUCAUCAGGUUGUCGGUACAAACUCCACCCGAUGUCAUCAGUUUGUGGGUACAAACCCCACCCGGUGUCAUCAGGUUGUGGAUACAAACCCCACCCAGUGUCAUCAAGUUGUGGGUACAAAUCCUACCCAGUGUCAUCAAGUUGUGGGUACAAAUCCCACCCAGUGUCAUCAGGUUGUGGAUACAAACCCCACCCAGUGUCAUCAAGUUGUGGGUACAAACCCCGCCCAGUGCCAUCAGGUUGUGGGUACAAACCCCGCCCAGUGUCAUCAGGUUGUCGGUACAAACUCCACCCGAUGUCAUCAGUUUGUGGGUACAAAUUCCACCCGGUGUCAUUAGGUUGUGGGUACAAACUCCACCCAGUGUCAUCAGGUUGUGGGUACAAACUCCACCCGAUGUCAUCAGUUUGUGGGUACAAACUCCACCCGAUGUCAUCAGUUUGUGGGUACAAACUCCACCUGGUGUCAUCAGGUUGUGGGUACAAACCCCACCCGGUGUCAUCAGGUUGUGGGUACAAACUCCACCCGGUGUCAUCAGGUUGUGGGUACAAUCAUCCAAAUAG
Molecule: messenger RNA, 1101 nt
Organism: Ostrea edulis (European flat oyster)
Lineage: Eukaryota; Metazoa; Mollusca; Bivalvia; Ostreida; Ostreidae
Exons: 1
Coding region: 1-1101 (366 amino acids)
Source: RefSeq, a predicted model, not a curated record